AUGGGCAAUAUUAUUAUACUAAACUUUACUUUUUUCUUUCCACGCUCCCAUAAUGGAUUAUUUAAAGGCUUGGUGUCGUUGGCAUUUGCGGGUUCAAUUGGAAUGACUUUUGUUAUAUUAGCUUGUGCCUUACCACAAUAUAAGUUAUGGUGGCCAUUCUUUGUUGUGCUAUUCUAUAUACUUUGCCCGAUUCCCACGAUGAUUGCACGAAGGCAUACAGACACUGCUGGUGGCACUAACUCGCCCUGUAUGGAGACAGCCAUCUUCAUUACUAUGGGUAUUCUUGUCAGCUCAUUUGCCUUACCAAUUGUACUGGCAAGGGCCCAUGCGAUACUUUGGGGUGCAUGUUAUUUAACUCUAGCCGGCAAUGUGAUUGUAUAUCUGACCAUUCUAGGCUUCUUCACCAUCUUUGAUAUGGACGACUCAGAUUAUGCAAUGUGG
Messenger RNA from Brenthis ino (lesser marbled fritillary), 441 nucleotides. The record is from the annotation of a GenBank genome assembly. Lineage: Eukaryota; Metazoa; Arthropoda; Insecta; Lepidoptera; Nymphalidae.